This is a messenger RNA of Eruca vesicaria subsp. sativa (arugula), 1325 nucleotides long. The record is from the annotation of a GenBank genome assembly. NCBI's taxonomy places the organism in Eukaryota, Viridiplantae, Streptophyta, Magnoliopsida, Brassicales, Brassicaceae.
GUUGAGGCUUAUGUAUAUGGCUUUGAUGGGCUAUGGAGUAAAGCAUCGUUGCUUCUGCGAUUCCUCUCUAGCAGAGUUUGAUUAGCGCCAAUUUAGCUAACCGAAACCAAUCCGGUUUGUUGUCUGUAAGAAAACAAAACCCUAGCUAGAGCUACCAACCAACCUCUAGUUUCCGCCAUUGGAGAGGAUCACUAACUGGGGGGAGUGUAGGAUGGAGAUGGAUUUGUUUGUGACACCGGAGAAGCAGAGGAGGAAUAAUCAAUCUUCAUCAGUGAGCUUGGGGAAAACUCCUGUGAGAAGGAGAUUGAUUGUUGAUGACGAUUCUGAGGUUGUCUCUGAGAAGAAAGGUCAAUCUAGAACUUCUGGUGGUGGCCUUCGCCAAUUCAGCGUCAUGGUUUGUCAGAAGCUGGAAGCCAAGAAGAUUACUACUUACAAGGAGGUUGCAGAUGAAAUUAUUUCGGAUUUUGCAACAAUUAAGCAGAACUCGGAUAAGCCUUUGAAUGACAAUGAGUAUAAUGAGAAGAACAUAAGGCGGAGAGUGUAUGAUGCACUCAAUGUCUUCAUGGCCUUGGAUAUCAUUGCAAGGGAUAAAAAAGAAAUCCGGUGGAAAGGCCUUCCCAUUACCUGCAAGAAAGAUAUCGAAGAAGUUAAGAUGGAUCGUAAUAAGAUUAUGAAUAGUGUGCAAAAGAAGGCUGCUUUCCUUAAAGAAUUGAGAGAAAAGGUCUCAAGUCUUGAGAGUCUUAUGUCGAGAAACAAGGAGAUGGUUGUGAAGACUGAAGGACCAGCAGAAGGAUUUACUUUACCAUUCAUUCUACUUGAGACAAAUCCUCAUGCGGUAGUCGAAAUCGAGAUCUCUGAAGACAUGCAACUUGUACACCUCGACUUCAAUAACACGCCUUUCUCGGUCCAUGACGAUGCUUACAUAUUGAAACUGAUGCAAGAACACAAGCAGCAGCAGCAGAACAGAGUGUCUUCGCCUUCCUCUACACAUCAACACUCUUCUGCUCAUUCUUCCUCCAGUUCUUGCAUUGCUUCUGGAACCUCAGGCCCGGUUUGCUGGAACUCGGGGAUCCAUUGAUACUCGCUAGACCCGUGAUUCUGCUCCCAAUUCCUCAAGAAAGAAGAAGAAGCCAUCUAAUUUGGUAUACUAUAAAAAUUAUACAUCUGGUUUAAGUGUUGCCAUUUGAGAGAGACUGUAAAACUUGUGAUCCAUAGGCCAAUUCACAAAUGUUUGUAAAACCGAUUCGGUUAACUCUUUGUCUGAGACUGAUGAUUUUAACAAACUGAACCGUGUUGAAUCGAUUAGCUAUUUUCUUUCUCAGCUG